Messenger RNA from Brassica rapa (field mustard), 6362 nucleotides. RefSeq names its product probable inositol transporter 3. NCBI's taxonomy places the organism in Eukaryota, Viridiplantae, Streptophyta, Magnoliopsida, Brassicales, Brassicaceae. Gene Ontology annotation, cellular component: membrane. The record is from RefSeq and is a predicted model, not a curated record. Gene Ontology annotation, molecular function: myo-inositol:proton symporter activity. Gene Ontology annotation, biological process: myo-inositol transport; transmembrane transport.
ACUACAGUCUUAAAUUACAAUUUUUGAUUUAUUGCGCGAUGGGCGUUGGAGGUUAAGGACAUUUAAGGGCACACGAUUAUUAAUGUAAGAUGGAGACGUAGAGAUGAAAGUGAGCUUCUUCUUUUUCUCCUAGGAAAAACUUCCAACGAUGCAAAAGAUUCAUCAUUCAUUUCCAAUUAAAUUAAUUUUGAAGAUUCGUACAGAUUCCAAAAAAUAUUUGAUGUAACACCAUUUUUAUACGUAUAAAGAUAUCGAAUGCUAUUAUGUGAGAGAUGAUGCGUCUUCAAAAAGAUAAAAAUCAAUUUUGGACGUUAAAGGUCUUCUUCAAAAUCAUCUCCAAUGCACAAUUCUAUUUUUUUUUUCUUCAAAAUUUUAUAAAGAAACCGAGUUUACUCCAACUCUGUUUUAUUUUCUGAAUAAUGGAAUUAUGAGUUAAAAAUAAGUGUAUUUGUUCAAUUUUUGGAGUAUUCUCGUUUUUACUCUAUUACAAAUUGGAAAAUGUAGUAAUGUUGAAAUUUUAAAAUUCAAACCUCUAUUUUUAAGUUGAAAAUUGAGUAGGUUUGGAAAUGUUCUGACACGUAAAUGAUAGUAUCAUUAUUUACCAUCACUCAGGAGUAUCAUGUGUGUGAUUGAGGAAAUUAGUUUAUUAAGAAAGUUGUACAAAACUUCAUAAAGGUUUAGGGAAGUGGGAGUGAAAUGAGUAAUGAGACAGUGUAUCCGAUUUGUGGGGUUGGUGAACUAUGGUGUGGUAUGGUGCUGGUGCAUGCGGGUUGGUUAAAAGUUUAGUUGGUACCCUCUUUUUGGACCGCACAACCUUACUAAUGAUGGCAAAUACGAUUUAUAAAACAACAAAUCAUUGUCACUAUUAAUUUGAAGGUCAUUAAAUGUGUUAACCUUUUAUGUUUCUUCUUCUUUUAUUUGACAUAUAUAUAGCUGUGUCUUUUUUUUUUGUCACAAUAUAUAGCUGUGUCUAACUGUAACAAUCUAUACGCGUUAUAAUGAUCACAACUAUUGAUGUUUCACCAACCUUUCCUCAACAGGCUAUACGAGCUUGUAUAGGAUUUAUAUGCAAAACUCCAGUACACCGUAGAGUGUGAUUAAAACUGCCAAAAUAUCUAAACCAAUAAAGCUUUUUCGAUUAAAACCCUAUAAUCCAAUCACAUACCUCAAAUCCAUAGGGCUUGUGGGUCUUAUUGCCCACAACUACAAUCAAAUAAAACAAGCAAGUAAUGGGCUUGGGCUUUUAACAUUUAUCAUGGCCUUUUAAAUGACAUAAAGCCCGUUUAGUACAAUACUAAGGCGGUCUGAAUAAUCACCAGGGCUUCCAGUUGCCCUAAUAUCUCUUCGUAUAUAACAAACAUCACGAACGUACUAACUUCUCAUCACCGCUUCUUCCUCCGCCUUCAAACAGUACCUUAGUAGUCUUUGUUAGCUUUAUCUCUAUAGUAAAUUUGAUAUCUUUGUCAUUGACGCGAUUCCCUCUCCAAGGGAUCAUUUACUCAAACGGAGCAAUCUUUUAAAACCGUGAUUGCAUAAUCCAAGAGUAAACGUCAUAAAGGAAAAACUAUAACCCGAAGACGUUGUAGGAGCCUUCACGGCUUCUCCGUCCAAGGUUACUGGCUCUCAUAUUCCAUUGCUCUGCGGAGCGGCGUCGCUGCUUUUACCGUUUGGGCCGGCCAUGAGAUCUAUAUUUCAUUUUAUUUGAAUUAUAAUUAGUGUUUAUUAGAGCCAAUGAGGAGAUCAGAUUAUAAAAAGAACACCAUCUUUCGGGACUGAUUAUUUAUUGAUGUUACUUCUGCAAUUCUGAGGCUUUAGUGUCUGUUAUUACCGUUAGUGUUUUUUAGUUUUGUAAUAAGGCAGUGAUGAUUGAGAAUGUCAUGCACCACUCUGAUUCGUGCUGAUAACCAUCUCUACCCAUAUUAUUUCUGAGCCUUUUUUAAUUAUUUGAUUUUGUUAGAGAGAUAACCAAAUGAUGGUCAUUAUUUAAAUGAUAUAACCUUGAUGCGGUCUGUAUUGCUUGUGAUGUUAUCUUUUGGUUCCUGAUGGUUAUUAGCUGUUUUUAUGUUUUUAUUGAAUUUGCCCGAUGAAGAAGAAUUCCCAAAGAUAGGAAGUGCCGUAUGACAAUUAAACGUAGUUUCGGACUGAACCGGAGAAUGCAUCCGGUUUUGAUUUCUCCGUUCCCGUUCACUCUUCUUAACCGAAUCUGUUUUUUUUUCGGAACGGUUUUGAAGUUGUUCGGUGCGGGUUGUCUUAACCGUACUUUCUUUUAGCUUCUGUGUCCGUUUCUUUGUGGUUGAUUUUAAACGGGUUUCUGAGGGUUUUUAAUAUUUUCAUUAUUUGAUUUUGAUGAUUAAUUGUUCGAUGCCACGUCUGCGAUAGCUUUUUAGCAGUGAUCGUCGAUGCUACAUUGGACAUAAACAGAUGUUUGUGUUUCGCCUUUCUGAUAGGAACCUGUGGAUCCUGUGAUCUUUGGGGCCAAUAUGGCGAUUACAUUUUAAAUUAUGAAUGUCAUGAUUAUCAAUUUUUUGGGGAGUGAUUGAUGAUGAUUAUCGCUAAAAUAUGGAAUUACCGUCUGAGUUUUAUUACUUUGAUGUGAAAAACGCUGGCUUUACUGAGAUUACCUCCCUAUAUUCAUGUUGAUAUUUCUUUGUUUUGUAACUUGUUUACAUUAUGGACAGUGACGAUUGAUACUAAGGUCUCGUUCGUCGUAACAUAGGCUGUAAAAAGCCUAUUUGCCGACCAUUCUGUUAUAUCACCACCCAUAUGCUGAGUCCUACUUUUUUUUUGUAUUCAUUAUGUUUUCGAUUGGCCAAUGAUUAAAUUUGAUAAAGACAAGCAUAUGUCUAAAUAAUCUAUGUUGAUAAAUUUAUCUUCAUGAGGCCGACCUCUUUCAUCUUCGGAUGUUUUUUUUGUCAUCUGGCUUAUUUAAAGUGUUUUGUGAAUUGAGGUGUAAUGAUUUGUUUAUCAUAAUGUUGAAAAGACCGUUGACUCGUUAAGUCCCUAGUUUGAGGCUGUCGUGGUUGGGGUUGGAGAUAAGGUGUUCGUCGGGCUUCAAUGAGCAACGCAUAUUUGGUUGCUGUUUUUUUCUUCGGGUUCUCAAGUGUCUCAUCGUCGCUUGAUCUUUUGCUGAAUGCACAAAUUAUUAAUAGUGAGAAAUAAAAUGAAAAUCAUUAACUACUGGGUGGUUUUAAUUGACCAGUAUUUUCAAAAUAUAGUAGAAUUUGGAUUACAUGAUUUCAGCAUGUGUAUAUCCUAAGAACCAUUUAUUUAGCGGCGGCGUAGUACCUCAAUCGUUAUUUCAAAUUAGUAUUGGAUCUUCAAUUAACAUUGUGUGAUUAGUUUCUCCAAAAGGAAGUUAACGUGGAAUGUGUUAUUGAUUAUGGACAACAGUAUAAAAAGAAUGUGAAAGAAGAUAUUGAUGAUGUUGUAUUCUUCUCACGUGGCUCGAUGUAGGCAAGCAAAUGUAGAGUCGUGGUAGAGUAAAUAACUGUGCUCUGCAAAUUGGCGAAAUCCUAAUCCACGUUAAGCAGGUUUACGAAACGUUUCUCAAAAUUCUCGUGAUGAAUUUUACCAUGUGAGACCUGUCAUUACUUGUAUUCACUCUUAGUACAGUUCUAGAUUCCUUUGUUCUUUCUAACUGAAACUUAAGUUUCUAGAAUAAGACUUGUUAUUAUAACAAUAAUGUUCGUGUUAAAGUUCUUCUGUUAGACCUACUGAUCAGGCUUGCUGAAAUUAGCAAAUUCUUCAUACUCACACUAACUGAAGUGUUCUCUUAGGUUCCAGAGAUUCUGUUAGACCUAAACACUGCUUUACGCUGUUUCCUGGUUACAAUGCUCCGCGGAUGUCCCCACCCGAAAGUACUUCUAGCCUUCAGCCAUAUGACUAGAGACAGCAGCUAAAAGAGAAAUUUAAGGCGAUUAUAAAUGGAAAGAUUACCAAGUGCAAUUAGCUCAACUGGACAUUCUAGAAUUUGUGUUUAAUGUGUGUUAUGCAUAUGCAAGGAAAAUAAAUUAAUUUAUAUUUUGUUAUUAUUAUUUUGCGUCAGUUUUGUUUUGUGUUCUAAAAAUAGUAUGGUAGUAGUUGUUCAAACAAGAUGUAGAGAAUGAUUUGGCAUGUUGAAUUCUCAGAAACAGUUUACCAUUUUUGUGCCAACUGUUAAGUUAAUCUUUAAUAACUGAAGGUAGAACCUGAUGUCCUCACUCCUAUUAUAAACCUUUUCGAACUCUCUCUUCUUUACCUCAUUUCUUCAAAGCAUCUAGCAAUCGUUGAAAACGUUCUUGGAGCUUUUAUCUUACAGAGAUGGUUGAACGUGGAAUAGCCAAAACAGAAGAGAUACGUUUCACAGAGGUGUGGAGGACGACAUGGGAGACACCUUACAUCAUGCGGCUAGCUCUCUCUGCCGGUAUAGGAGGUCUCCUCUUCGGCUACGACACGGGUGUUAUCGCGGGAGCUCUUCUUUACAUCAGAGAGGAGUUUCAAGUAGUUGACGACAAGAGAUGGCUCCAGGAGAUGAUUGUGAGCAUGACCGUGGCUGGAGCCAUUGUCGGAGCAGCUGUAGGAGGAUGGUACAACGACAGGUUUGGUCGGAAGACGUCCAUUCUCAUUGCUGACGUUCUCUUUAUGGUUGGUGCUGUUGUGAUGGCCCUUGCUCCUGCACCGUGGGUCAUCAUCGUUGGCAGAGUCUUGGUGGGGUUUGGAGUUGGUAUGGCUUCCAUGACUUCACCGCUUUACAUCUCGGAGAUGUCUCCAGCGAGAAUCAGAGGCGCGUUGGUUAGUACCAAUGGACUUCUCAUCACUGGAGGACAGUUUCUGUCUUAUCUCAUUAACCUCGCCUUCAUCCAUACACCAGGGACAUGGAGGUGGAUGUUGGGAGUCUCAGCGGUUCCAGCCAUCAUUCAGUUCCUGUUAAUGCUGACACUGCCAGAGUCUCCACGUUGGCUUUACAGAAACGACAUGAAGGCUGAGUCAAGAGACGUCCUCGAGAGAAUCUACCCUGCAGAGGAAGUUGAAGCUGAGAUAGCUGCACUCAAAGAGUCAGUCAUGGCAGAGAAGGCUGAUGAAGACAUCAUCGGCCACACCUUCUACGCUAAACUCAAAGGCGCUCUCUCUAACCCCGUCGUCCGCCACGGCCUUGCAGCUGGUAUCACCGUCCAGGUGGCACAACAGUUUGUGGGAAUCAACACGGUCAUGUACUAUAGUCCCACUAUCCUUCAGUUUGCAGGUUACGCCUCAAACAAGACAGCAAUGGCUUUGUCCCUUAUAACCUCUGGUCUCAACGCGUUGGGGUCGAUUGUGAGUAUGAUGUUGGUUGACCGUUAUGGCCGGCGCAAGCUCAUGAUCAUUUCCAUGUUUGGUAUCAUAUCUUGUCUUGUCAUUUUGGCGGCCGUCUUCUCUGAAACCUCAAAGCAAGCUCCUAAGAUUGACACGAGAGACUCCAUAAGUUUUGCUCCGAAUGGUACUUGUCAGGCAUUUGCUCCCUACAUAGCCUCAAAGGCUUCUCCAUCUAACUGGAACUGUAUGAACUGUCUUAGAUCACAUUGUGGAUUCUGCUCCAACAAAGCACAAGAGUAUGCACCUGGAGCAUGUAUUGUUCUAUCUACUGACAUGAAGUCAUUGUGCCACUCGAAAGGAAGAACAUACUUCAAAGACGGAUGCCCCAGCAAGUUCGGGUACUUAGCCAUAAUCUUCCUCGGCCUCUACAUCAUCGCCUACGCUCCCGGUAUGGGGACAGUGCCAUGGAUUGUAAACUCUGAGAUAUACCCUCUACGCUACAGAGGGCUAGCAGGAGGAAUAGCUGCAGUAUCAAACUGGUCAUCGAAUCUCAUCGUGAGUGAGACGUUCCUGACGCUGACUCACGAGGUUGGUUCGUCAGGAACGUUCCUUCUCUUUGCAGUUUCCUCAGCAACAGGGUUGGUGUUCAUAUGGAUGCUUGUGCCUGAGACUAAAGGGCUUCAGUUUGAGGAAGUGGAGAAGCUGCUAGAAGACGGGAUUAGGCCUAGCUUGUUCCGACGGAUGUCUAGAGUUAAAGAAGUAGAUACGUCUUAGCUGCUGCUGCUGCUACUUCUUCUUCUGGCUGAAAAGCCAAACAACAAUACUUACGGUUACAGAUGUGCUUAGUUUGUAAAUUCAUUAUAUUUUUUUUAACUCAGCUCAUUACAGCUGAGAAACUCAACUAUGUAUACGUAAAGAUAGACCAGCAUACAGUUGGAAGAUACACUCAUAUAAAAAAUAAUAUCAUACUAUCAACAUCUCUUUCAUAACCUUUAUCAUACUGGCACUUAUAAGAUCAACAUAUCUUCUACCUAGAGUAAUCAGAAACUAACAAAACAACAAGUGAGGUUGAAAUAGAGAUGCUUAGGAGU